Aspergillus homomorphus CBS 101889 is the source of this 360-nucleotide messenger RNA. RefSeq lists its product as uncharacterized. The annotation marks the transcript as partial. The record is from RefSeq and is a predicted model, not a curated record. NCBI's taxonomy places the organism in Eukaryota, Fungi, Ascomycota, Eurotiomycetes, Eurotiales, Aspergillaceae. The transcript is spliced from 2 exons.
AUGUCGAAUCGCUACGAAAGAGAAGCCGAAGACCGUUACGAAGCUGACAACGAUACCUCCCCCAUCUCGGGUACUGUCUACGAUAACUCCUAUGCCAACGAGACCCAGUCCGGCUUGAUGGGCCAAAUCCCCGUGCAGAAGGAUGAGGACAACUAUGACGACCCCAUGCAGCCCCCCUACUCCAACUCGGACCAGCAGCUCGCACAGGAUGAGAAGGAGGCCAUUGACCAGUCCAAUAUCAUGCAGGGCAGCCGCCUGCGUCACGCGAAGCCGUCCACAAGAAACGCCUACAACGAAGGCCCUGAUGAGGAUGAUCUGCCGGACGAGGUCCGUUACGGCAACUCUGGUGUUUCCAGCACC